AUGGAUGUUCAACUUGUGUUGCUUCCCUUCUGCGACGUGCCUUCACCGCAACUGCUUGACUUGAAGAUCGCCAUACGGAACGGCAAGGUGGUUGAGGUGGAGAAGAUGCUGCAAUACCCCAUAGACCCGAAUGUGGCUAUCCACGAGGCUUGCUGGGUAGGUCAGGCUGCUGUGCUGCGCUUGCUGCUGGAGGCAGGUGCUGAAGUGAAUUUAGCGAACAGUGGCGGGCAAACUCCACUCCACCUGGCAAGCAUGAAGGGCCAUCGGGACCUUGUGCAGUUGCUGUUGGGUAUAGCAGCUGAUGUUAGCUUGGUCGACAUGAAGGGCAAGACUGCAGUGCAGCUGGCGGGCGAUGCAGGCUUCAGCGACAUCGACGCUCGGCAUCAGUUACUUGUAUCUGCGCAUCUGAACUUUUUACUUUAG
This is a messenger RNA of Symbiodinium sp. CCMP2592, 423 nucleotides long. Lineage: Eukaryota; Dinophyceae; Suessiales; Symbiodiniaceae. The record is from the annotation of a GenBank genome assembly.